This is a messenger RNA of Danaus chrysippus (African queen), 3615 nucleotides long. NCBI's taxonomy places the organism in Eukaryota, Metazoa, Arthropoda, Insecta, Lepidoptera, Nymphalidae. The record is from the annotation of a GenBank genome assembly.
AUGCAGAUACUUAAAGCAAGGUACGCCAUAAGGGCGACAACCUCACACUUACAAGCAUGGAAUUCGGCGAGAAAUAGGAAUGCAACUACACAAUCAAAAACCGUAGACUACAAACCAAUCCGUAGCGUGCUGGUUGCAAAUAGAGGUGAAAUAGCCAUUCGUGUCUUCAGAGCAUGCACGGAGUUGGGGAUUCGAUCCGUCGCUAUAUACAGCGAACAGGAUCGACUUCAAAUGCACAGACAAAAAGCCGACGAAUCCUACCUCGUUGGCAAAGGCCUGCCUCCAGUUGAAGCAUACCUGAGCAUACCCGAAAUCAUCAGGGUGGCGAAAGAAAACGACGUAGAUGCUGUACAUCCAGGAUAUGGUCUACUCUCAGAGAGAUCAGAUUUCGCGGAGGCCGUCAUUAAAGCAGGGCUUCGUUUCAUUGGUCCAUCGCCUUUCGUUGUUCAACAGAUGGGUGAUAAAGUUGCCGCUAGGAAGGCAGCCAUUGAAGCCAAGGUCCCAAUCGUUCCUGGUACCGAUGGUCCCAUUACAACGAAGGAAGAAGCUCUCGAAUUUUGCAAACAACAUGGUCUCCCUGUUAUAUUUAAGGCAGCCUACGGUGGUGGCGGUCGUGGUAUGCGAGUGGUUCGUGAGAUGAGUGAAGUGGCGUCGUCUUUUGAACGUGCCUCAUCUGAAGCUUUAGGCGCCUUUGGCAACGGAUCUAUGUUCAUAGAAAGAUUCAUAGAAAGACCGAGACAUAUUGAAGUACAGCUUUUGGGUGACAAAGCCGGUAAUGUAGUGCACUUGUAUGAACGAGACUGCUCAGUACAACGGCGACAUCAAAAAGUUGUUGAAAUAGCGCCCGCGCCCGGCUUAGAUCCUGAGAUUCGUAACCGAAUGACUGAUUGUGCUGUUCAUCUCGCACGUCACGUGGGCUAUGAAAACGCUGGCACGGUGGAAUUCCUCUUAGACGAGAAAGGAAACUUCUACUUCAUAGAAGUCAACGCUAGAUUGCAAGUAGAGCACACAAUAACAGAGGAAGUUACCGGGAUAGAUCUUGUCCAAUCCCAGAUUAGAGUCGCUGAAGGGAUGACUCUACCGGAAAUGGGAUUGACGCAGGAUAACAUUAAGGCUCAAGGAUACGCCAUACAAUGUAGAGUCACUACCGAGGAUCCGGCUAAUAACUUCCAGCCUAGUACUGGCAGGAUUGAAGUGUUCAGAUCUGGUGAAGGUAUGGGCAUCCGUUUAGACUCCGCCUCAACUUACGCUGGCGCCAUUAUAUCACCAUACUACGACUCACUUCUUGUUAAGGUUAUCUCCCACGCCCAAGACUUGUCUUCAUCAGCCGCUAAGAUGAAUCGAGCAUUACGAGAGUUCCGUAUUCGAGGGGUCAAGACAAACAUACCUUUCCUAUUGAAUGUGCUUGAAAACCAAAAAUUCUUGAACGGCGAUCUAGACACUUACUUCAUAGACGAACACCCUCGACUCUUCAUGUUCAAGGCAUCACAGAACAGAGCUCAGAAGAUUUUAAACUACUUGGGAUAUGUCCUUGUUAACGGCCCGGCUACUCCACUCGCUACUAAAAUACCACCGUCUGAUGUCAAGCCAUAUAUACCACCGGUACCAUUAGACGGCUCAGGGCGUGACCUUUCCCCCGAGGCUAUUAAAAAACAAGAAUUGACCGGCGAGAACGUAGCGGUUCAACCCCCAAAAGGCUUUAAGGCGAUUCUGAACGAAGGUGGUCCAGAAGCCUUCGCGAAAGCAGUAAGAGAACACAAGGGUCUACUAUUAAUGGACACCACAUACAGAGACGCUCACCAAUCACUAUUAGCCACAAGAGUUAGAUCCCACGAUUUACUCACAGUUUCACCAUAUGUGGCCCAUAACUUUAGCAAUUUAUACUCCCUUGAGAACUGGGGCGGCGCUACGUUUGAUGUGGCUUUGCGAUUCCUUCACGAAUGUCCUUGGGAACGUCUUGAAGACAUGCGUAAGCUGAUACCAAACAUUCCCUUCCAAAUGUUACUCCGCGGAGCCAACGCGGUCGGCUACACAAACUACCCUGAUAAUGUAGUCUUCAAGUUUUGUGAAAUGGCUGUGAAAUCCGGUAUGGACAUAUUCCGUGUUUUCGACUCGUUGAACUAUCUGCCGAAUCUUAUCCUUGGUAUGGACGCAGCGGGUAAGGCCGGCGGUGUGGUCGAAGCGGCCAUUUCAUACACCGGAGAUGUAUCUGAUCCGAAUAAAACUAAAUAUAACCUGAAGUACUACUGCGAUCUUGCUGAUGAACUUGUUAAAGCUGGGACACAUGUACUUGGCAUUAAAGAUAUGGCUGGACUUUUAAAACCACAGGCUGCUAAGCUUCUAAUAACCGCUAUCCGUGACAAGCACCCAUCAAUACCAAUCCACGUCCACACUCACGACACUUCCGGUGCGGGCGUCGCCGCCAUGUUGGCUUGCGCAGAGGCCGGGGCGGAUGUGGUUGACUGCGCUGUUGACUCAAUGUCCGGUCUUACCAGCCAACCCAGUAUGGGCGCGUUAGUUGCGUCGCUACAAGGAACCAAACUGGAUACAGGUAUACCUCUGCAGACUGUAUCUGAAUAUUCAGCUUAUUGGGAACAGGCUCGUACUUUAUAUGGGCCGUUCGAGUGUACCGCUACUAUGAAGUCAGGAAACGCUGAUGUUUACAUCAACGAGAUACCCGGCGGUCAAUACACGAACCUGCAGUUCCAAGCCUUCUCAUUAGGUCUGGGAAGUCAGUUCGAGGAAGUAAAGAAGGCCUAUAGGGAAGCGAAUCUUCUCCUAGGAGAUAUUAUCAAAGUAACUCCAUCAUCGAAGGUAGUGGGAGACCUGGCUCAGUUCAUGGUUCAGAACAAACUGACGGCUGACGAUAUCAGGGCGAAGGCUGAAGAAUUAUCCUUCCCUAAAUCAGUCGUUGAAUUCUUCCAAGGAGCUAUUGGUAUUCCUUAUGGAGGUUUCCCAGAACCCUUAAGAUCCAAAAUUCUCAAGGAUAUGCCGAGAAUUGAAGGUCGGCCGGGUCAGGAAUUACCGCCGCUAGACUUUGACAAACUUAAAGAAGAAUUGAAGGAGACUUACCCUGAUAUCACAGAUCAAGAUGUGAUGUCAUCAGCUAUGUAUCCUCAAGUGGCGUCAGACUUCUUCCGUAUCCGGGAUAAGUAUGGACCAGUUAAACAUCUUGACACAAAGACCUUCCUCGUUGGUCCAGCGGUCGGCGAAACCAUUGAAGUUAAAAUCGAGAGAGGCAAAACACUUGAUAUUAAAACUCUAGCUGUAUCUGAAGAAAUGACAGCGGCCGGUGAGAGGGAAGUGUUCUUUGAACUCAACGGACAACUGAGAUCUGUGUUUAUAAGAGAUGACAACGCUAGCAAGGAAAUGAAAAUACAUCCGAAGGCUGUGAAAGGAGAUAAGAAUCAAGUCGGCGCACCAAUGCCUGGGACAGUGCUAACUCUUAAAGUUAAAGAAGGAGACCACGUUGAGAAAGGCCAACCAAUAGCUGUUCUGUCGGCCAUGAAAAUGGAGAUGAUAGUACAAGCGCCACGCGCUGGCACUGUGGCCAAUGUGGCCAUCACUAAUGGACAGAAACUGGAGGGCGAUGACCUCAUCUGCACCCUAGAAUAA